AAACAUACACUCACGAACAGCGGAUAGACGCAACACAAACGCGGCGCGCGUGCUGCUGCAGACCCGAAGAGCUGUACGCAGCGCAGAGGCGCACCAUGCCUUGUGCGGACGGUGAGCUGUGCCACCAACCAGACAAGACGCCGCAAGCCCCUCAUGGCCACGUCUGUCAUGGAGGAUGUGGCGGGCGGCUCCACGGCAACUGCGGCAGCAUGGUUGGCGACAUCGAAACAACAAGGCGAAUCUGCUGCUCGUGCGUCGCAAGAGCUGGCAAGCGCAAAGAGAUACCAGCUGAUGGCGGUGGCGGUGAGAACACGGGGCGCGAGCGCCGUGCUCCACCGGCUUAUAGUGAGCUGUCACCUCACUUCGGCGUCCUGGAAUCGGCAGCAGAUGAGAGUGGCAAUGGAGACGCGGCGUUCCAUCUGCAGAAAGCAAAAAUGGCGAUGAUCGCAGCGCAUGCCGCUAAGCGGGUGCGCCAGGCAGACAUGAGAGAGUUUGUCGAGACGUAG
This is a messenger RNA of Ectocarpus sp. CCAP 1310/34, 506 nucleotides long. The record is from the annotation of a GenBank genome assembly. Lineage: Eukaryota; Phaeophyceae; Ectocarpales; Ectocarpaceae.